CCCCGCGGGGCCGAGCGGCCGCUCCUGCGCUUCCCGGACGCGGCCGGAGCGGGAGCCGAGCGCCGAGCGGAGCACAGCCGAGCGCAGCUGGGCCGCGGGGAGACGAGGAGCUGGACGUGCGCAGUAGGGCGGGCACCGAGCUGCGGGACGAGGGAAAAUCCAGGCCGCUGCUGCGCCCGUAUUCGUGCGGGCCCUCCCGCUUCCGCCGGGGGCUCGGGUGGCCGCAGCAGGUCGGGGGAGGUGCCCGGCUCUGCGCUCGCCCUUCCGAGGAGGUACGGCCGGCCGGUGCGGGCUGCUGGGACGCUGUGCCUGCAGUUAGAGGAGCAGGGGCCCGGCUGCCGGCACCUCGGGAGAUCCGAGCCGAGGUCUUGGCUGCGGCCCCGGUGUUUAAAGCCCUGCCCGGCCCUGCCGCGGGCUCCGAGCGUUUUGCAGUUCAGCCACCGCGCGGUCGGGACAGCGGCCUCGCUGCAGCAGCUGCGGUAGAAGAUGGCAGAAUACUCGAGGAAGUCCUUCAAAGACAGUCUGAGUGAUAUAAAACAACGUAUGAGAGAGAAAAGGACUCAGAAAUGGUCAAGGCUGGGUAAAACUACCCAGUUCUCCACUGUAAAGGCCAAAAGAGCAACCAACAACUCCAACAAAAUUAAGAUUAUUCAAGCAAACAACAAAGAUCUGGCUCUGUCCUUGCAAGAACACAAGCUCAAACUGAGGGAAGCUGAAGCUACCAUUCUUCAGCUAAGGAAAGAGUAUUACAUUUUGAAGGCUCAGAUGUUUGACUUGCAAAGAAAUCAUAGGCUCCAGCAAGAACAAGGACACGUGGAGAACAGACUGUCAGCCUUGAAUGAGAUAAUUUCCAAAGUAUCUCAGAAUUUACUGGACUCAAUCACACUCCUUGGCCCAGCAAAGAAUCUGUGUUCCAUAGACCUAAAUCAAAGAGUGCUUUCUUCUGGUCCUGGAAACAGUUGCAGUGUCACGGGACCAACACGUUCAAUAGAACCUCUAAAGUGUGUUCUUGAAGAUGGUGCUGUACUUCCAAGUGGGAUGGAAGCUGGUGGUGACAGAAAUUCUUUGUCAAAGAUCUUUGUGGAAUCUGACAGUGACAUUUCCUUUACCAAAAUAAUUCCAAGCGAAGGACAGCCAUCUGAUUUUCAUCUGAACAACACAGAGCCAGAGCUGGAAAAUGUUUCUUCAAGUGUAAAGCUUCGAUUUGGUAGUGUGUUACCAAAAGGUGUAUCCACCAGACGUCACUUUUCGACGAUGAGGAACCCUGAUGUAAUUUGUACUGGUGCCUUGGACUGUUUAGAAGUACCUGAUUCAGUAAAAGAACUUUCUGAACAGAAUGAAAUUAGGCUUGAGGAAAGUCUAGAGAAGUGUGCUACAGGAAAUAUAAAUGCAGCUGUUCCUCACUUGAAUGAAAGCAAGAUCAAUUCAGAGCUGCCAUUGAGGCAGAAAACUUCUGAAACUGCACAGCUCAAAUUAAAAUGUAAUUCUGAUCUUAAACAACCGGAGUGUAAAAGCAGAGAAAACCCUCAACAAAGGAAAGAAAAGUGCCAGAAAGGAAAACUGGAAUGGCCACUUACUUCCCAACAAAGACCAGGAAAACUGGGUAAAGAAGCUUCUAAAGAAAAGAAGAAUUUCUUGGGUGGCAUCAAUGAUGCUUAUGACUUUCAUUUGGAAGAGAGUGUCCAUCUUACACCUUUUCGACAAAAUAAGGUGAAUGACAGCGAUACUGAAGUGGAGGAUGAAGAAGACUCAGCUGAAACCAAUACCAUUGAGUCAAGCAGUACUGCAGGUGACUCAGAUGACAGCCUCUAUGAGCCUUACAAGAGUAAAUCAAAGAAAAGGCAAAGUUCAGUAGAUGAGAGCCCUAUGUCACCAAUCCAUCCAAGGCCAAGGUCUAAAAGAUGUCUGGCACAGCGUGAGCAGAAGCUCUGUCAUGAAGAAGAGACUGAAAACAAAUCAAGUGAUAAGUCUAUUAAGCAGCCUUCUGAGCCAUCUCGUGGGCAUCUCUGUGAUGUUACCAAUACAGCUGCAGUGCUCCCCAGCACUGGGGAUGCAGAAAUUGUCCCUGAGGGUGAAGGACCUCAGUCUCCAAAACGCCAGCGGCGAAGCUGUACUGUUACUGUGAACUACAAAGAACCAAGUAUUGUAGGGAAACUCAGGAGAGGAGAUCCAUUUACAGAUACAAAGUUCCUGUGUUCUCCAAUUUUCAAGCUGAAAAAAGACGCUAAACGACGUUCUCGUAAGAAAGAUUCUAUGAAAAUAUCCAAUGAGACAUUGGUUAAUUGUCUUUGAGAUUCUCAGCAAAACCAUGCUUCUGCCAUGAAGAAAGUAAUUUCCUGGAUGAAAUAUUUUGUUGCACAAUGUUAUAUAAAUAUGUAAAUAGUUGUGUGUCUAGUACUAAGGAUAUCCGAUUAAGGGGGCCUGGAUUUGUUCUAGUGACUUAUUUUAAUGAUACUGAUUGAUUACUUUUAUAACUUAAGUGAUUCUAUUCAAGCUCCUUUUGAAUGGAUCUGAGAGUAUAUGAGAAAUCUCUGAUGGGUAAGAUGGUGAAUGUCAUUGUAUGGGUGAAUUUUAGGCACUUAAAAUGUUUUGAGUAGCAAGUAUUUUUAAUAACUGUGUUUGUACAGAUCUUGUUUAUGUGAUGGCUGUAAUUUCAUGUCGAAUCUUAUAAUAAACAUCUUGGUACCUGGAAA
Molecule: messenger RNA, 2693 nt
Organism: Vidua chalybeata
Lineage: Eukaryota; Metazoa; Chordata; Aves; Passeriformes; Viduidae
Gene: SGO1
Product: shugoshin 1
Exons: 9
Coding region: 487-2292 (601 amino acids)
Biological process (GO): meiotic chromosome segregation
Cellular component (GO): chromosome, centromeric region; nucleus
Source: RefSeq, a predicted model, not a curated record